This is a messenger RNA of Mesocestoides corti, 852 nucleotides long. NCBI's taxonomy places the organism in Eukaryota, Metazoa, Platyhelminthes, Cestoda, Cyclophyllidea, Mesocestoididae. The record is from the annotation of a GenBank genome assembly.
AUGACUGAAUCGGGGUUGCGUGAGUCGGAUGAUAGUGAAAUUGGUGAGGAUGAGUACCAGGUAGAGAGGAUUGUGAAAGUUCGCAUUCGUGGGGGGAAAAAGGAAUAUUUCCUUAAGUGGAAGGGUUACUCUGAAGAAGAGAACACAUGGGAGCCCGAAGAAAAUCUUGAUUGUCCGGACUUAAUUAAAGAUUUUGAGGAGCGUAUGGCGAAGGAGCGUUCUGCAACUACGAGCCCUGCCCGAUCAUCUUAUGGUUCAAACAAAUCAAUCAUGCGCUCUAAGUCUUUAGGCGUCUCGGAAUUACCUAGAAAGCGGGGUCGGUCUUCUCUUAAUGACCAUGAUGAUUCGGCCCCGGAGGCGAAAAAACCAGCUGACGAAACUACAAUUAGUGUCAGCAAAGUGCCGUCAAGGUCCUUACGUGGAUUCGCUCGAGGCCUAGAACCCGAUCGCAUUAUCGGGGCAACAGAUUCCAGUGGAGAGUUGAUGUUCCUCAUUAAAUGGAAAUCUUGUAAUGAGGCCGAUCUGGUUCCGGCACGAGAAGCUAAUCUUAAAUGUCCACAGACAGUUAUUCGAUUCUACGAAGAACGCUUGACUUGGCACACUCCAGAGCCUCGUGCUGAACCGUUUCAAGUCGCUGCAGUACCUGCCUCUUCUACAACCCCACAAGCCACGCAGACUACAGUUACAUCCGUUGACUCCUCUCUCCAUCAGUCUGUGGCUGCAGCAACAGCCACAGAAACUGACUCCGUUUGUGAAUCCGCGGAAGCUUCGAGGCUCUCCACCGAGCAGUCUGCCGGAACGCCUGCCCCGGACUCGUCGGCUGCCCCAUCAGAUCCCGCCGCUGCGGUCUAG